Molecule: messenger RNA, 1627 nt
Organism: Aptenodytes forsteri (emperor penguin)
Lineage: Eukaryota; Metazoa; Chordata; Aves; Sphenisciformes; Spheniscidae
Gene: BCAT1
Product: branched chain amino acid transaminase 1
Exons: 15
Coding region: 1-1605 (534 amino acids)
Biological process (GO): L-valine biosynthetic process; L-leucine biosynthetic process
Cellular component (GO): mitochondrion
Molecular function (GO): branched-chain-amino-acid:2-oxoglutarate transaminase activity
Source: RefSeq, a predicted model, not a curated record
AUGCCGAAAGCUCAUAAAAGCAUUGGGUUCCUAGCUGACUUACCACACACAGGAAUUUCUCCGCUGAAAGGGCGGCAGCGUUUAACCCACUGUUGGGUGCAGGGGUAUCGAUCCCGUGAAGAUCCAGGAGCCGAGACGUUUCGAACCGAGAACGGGCCUCCUGCACCGUUGAGUGACAGCGUAGCUGACCGCGGGCGAAACCCACGCAACGAGCCAACAGUUCGGGGUCCUAUAGCCGUUUUUGGGGUGUCGCAGCAAGAUGCAAGUUUUGAGGUGCUGGUCUGCCUGCCAGUCACCUGCCUGCCAGGUGCCUACGCACAGCAAUCAGAGACACAGCAGUACAGGCCAGCUGGCUGUAAGAUGGCCAGCCGAGGUCUCAUCAACAUUGCUCUCUCCUGGGUGGGUCUGGCAGUGGUGCAGGUGCUACUGGUGAUGGCAGGCCUAGAAUGGGGCUGUCAGAAUGAGUGCAUGGCUGGAGGAUGUUCGGGAGAAACAGCAAAGCAUAUGACCGAAUCUUUCAAGGCUUCAGACUUGAUUAUCACCCCAGCUACGACUUUCAAGGAAAAACCAGACCCCAGUGGUUUGGUAUUUGGAACUGUGUUCACUGAUAAUAUGCUGACAAUUGGAUGGUCCUUGGCUUCAGGAUGGGAGAAACCUUAUAUCAAGCCGCUUGAGAACCUUUCAUUGCAUCCAGCCUCCUCAUCUCUGCAUUAUGCUAUAGAAUUGUUUGAAGGAAUGAAGGCUUACCGAGGAGUAGAUGGCAAGAUCCGCCUGUUCCGGCCAACCCUCAAUAUGGACAGGAUGGCGCGAUCAGCAAGACGAGCAAGUCUGCCAUGUUUUGACCAGAAUGAGCUGCUAGAGUGCAUUCGGAAGCUUGUGGAAGUGGAAAAGGAGUGGGUCCCAUACUCAACCGCUGCCAGCCUGUAUAUCCGUCCUACCUUAAUUGGAACUGAGCCUUCCCUUGGAGUGAAGAAGCCGACUAAAGCCCUACUGUAUGUCAUACUGAGCCCUGUGGGCCCUUACUUCGCAAGUGGAAGCUUUAAUCCAAUAUCCUUAUGGGCAGAUCCAAAAUAUGUAAGAGCCUGGAAAGGAGGAACGGGGGACUGCAAACUGGGAGGGAAUUAUGGUUCUUCUGUUUAUGCCCAGCAAGAAGCCCUGGAGUUAGGCUGCCAGCAGGUUUUGUGGCUUUAUGGGGAAGAUCACCAAAUAACUGAAGUUGGAACAAUGAAUCUGUUUCUCUACUGGAUAAAUGAAGAUGGAGAAAAUGAAUUGGCAACCCCACCUUUAGAUGGCAUCAUCCUUCCAGGAGUGACAAGACAAAGCAUUUUGGAUCUGGCACGCAAUUGGGGAGAAUUUAAAGUGUCUGAGCGAUAUAUCACCAUGAGUGACCUGACAGCUGCCUUGGAAGAGAACAGAGUAAAGGAGAUGUUUGGUGCUGGAACAGCUUGUAUCGUAUGUCCUAUCUCUAAAAUUUUAUAUAAGGGCAAGCAUUUGCACAUUCCAACUAUGGAGAAUGGACCUCAGUUAACAACCCGUUUCCUGAACAAGCUGAGUGAUAUCCAGUAUGGAAGAGAAGACAGCGAUUGGGCAGUGCUGGUGUCGUGAAGGUGGAAGAGUUCAGAACCUC